Molecule: messenger RNA, 2190 nt
Organism: Eremothecium cymbalariae DBVPG#7215
Lineage: Eukaryota; Fungi; Ascomycota; Saccharomycetes; Saccharomycetales; Saccharomycetaceae
Gene: IRC8
Product: Irc8p
Exons: 1
Coding region: 1-2190 (729 amino acids)
Source: RefSeq, a predicted model, not a curated record
AUGAGUACCAUAGGCCGACAUCUGACGAGGGUACAGCUUUUAUUGGUAUUGUUAUGUAUAUCAAUGCUUCUGGCAACAGGAGCUUUGACGGCGGUGUUGUUGUAUCUUUAUUGGGAUUAUGAGAGGACGGUCGGGAAACCGUCCCUAUUAGUUCUUGCUGGAGUCAACUUUCUCUGUUCUAUCUCAUAUUUAUUGAUCCUUUUCUUAAACCCAAAGAGCAAUGUUGUUUUCCUAUUAACAUCACCGAAUCUGCUUAUGAUUGGGGCGGCUAUAUGGUAUAAUACUGUGUUUAUCCAGCGUGUUUUUGCUUUGUGGCAUUACAUACAAGAGAAUGUGGACGUUAUGGCUGCUAGAUACCAUCAACACCUGAACACUAAUGUAUUUGUGAUUCAUGGGGCACUUUUGCUUGGAACAGCGUUCAUAACUGGUAUCGCUACUGGUUUAACAUUGUUUGCAGGUACUUCAACUGCAGCUAAUGGCGACAUUGAAGAUCAACAGUCAUCUUUGGGUUUGAGGCACAAUUUAAAUGGAGGCUUUGUCCCCAUGGAUUGUGAACACGCAAAUGUUGUUAUGAAACCUUCUGCAAUGACAUUAACACCGGAUAUGGAUAUCAUGCAACACUCAACUAAAAACUGGAUGAAUGAACAUUUAACAGUCUAUCCUGGCUCGGAAGUGGUUUCAACACCCUCUGUCAUUAAACACCCUUUAACCACGUUAAAACCCCAUCCAAGUGAGUUCAACAACCGCUCUAUAUCAUCUUCGAGCAAUAAUUCGAAGUUCAGAUCAGGGUCUCUCAAUAACUCAUCAUCGAGGGGCAUCAUUGAUAAAUUGCAGCGCAAGAUUUCGAAAAAUCAGCCGCCCUCCCAAAAAUGUAAACUACCCAGUCAUACGAAAGAAGAGAUCGAUGCCUGCUAUGUGACAAGACUAUCUACAAUAUCUGAUACUUCAAAAACAGCAUUAACUCUUCUACACCAGUCUUUUAGGAUGGUAGAGGGCAAGAGUUUAAAAUCUUUGUUCCACAACGGUAACAUGCAAAACAAGGGGAUCGACCAAGAAAGUUUCUAUGAUACAUCGGUCGCUAGAACUGAAGAUGCGGUUGAACCUUAUGAUAGCGUACUGAUUCCACCAUGUUUAAAAUAUGAAGAUAUUCCCUGCUGUGACAACUUAGAUGUUCUUUCAGAGCACAAUCUUGAAAAUAUACUUUCCGUACCCGAAAUUGCUUCAUUACAGGAAAGCCGGCAUCCAAUGGCUAGAGUUAUAAGUUUGCAAGAUUGGAAUGAAAACAAGGACCAAAUAUUAGAGGCUGAUAGAAGAAAUCAUAGUAGGUCCAUGCCGUUAUUAUAUUCGCACGAUAGCGUUUCAGAAGUGGGCGUUCCAUCCUCCCAAGAUCCAGAAGAGGUAGCUUCUGAGUUAGGAUUGCCCAAGAGUUUCGCAGGCGCGGAAUUGGAUGGACAAAAUGGUGCGUCUAAGUUAAUUGUGACCACGUUGCAAUCUCUUUCUCCAAUGGAGGCUGAAGGUGAUGUAGCAGUAAGCAUAUUGGAGACUGCUUUACACAAUUAUAAAGAGGGAGAUGAUCUAAUUGCUCAGGGAUUAGCGCUUCCAGAUAGAUCCAGUAGACCCAAUACGUCGUGUCUCAGUCUGGUAGGAACUCAUUCUCCUUCAAAGUCGAUUUAUUCGUUCUCCAGUUUACGUUCGCCAAGUCAAAAGUCUAAUAUAAUCACCUCACAAUCAAUACACUCAAGAAACAACUCUCAAUAUUCUGGUCUAUUCACUCCUUUAAAUCCGCUCGUCAUUUCAUCUACACAAUCAUCUCCAACCAAAAACUACAGAUUAAGAAAACGGUUAAGUCAUAAAUUCUCGAGAUCAGUGUUUAAUUUUAAAUGGGAUUCUAAAGAAGUAACUGACGAAGUCUUGAUGAAUCAGCAAGGCAAUGUAAUUGAUCUAAGCUACGUCCAUCACCUACAAAACAAACAUUCUGCUUCGCGGUCAAUGCAUACAUUAGUGAGUUCUCAUAUAAGGAGCAGCAGCAGCCCCCAGGCAAUCGAAUUAAAUUUUGAAAACCAACAACCUGCUGAAUUAAAUACACGUACAAAAGCUACAUCACCAAUCAGGGCAGCAAAGGUACUAGUCAGUGGUAAUAGGCGGUUCACCAAUGAAGAUGGACAUUCAUAUGCUACUCGAUAUUCCUAG